AUGGUAGUGACAGGUGAUGACACUGGUGAAAUUAGAAGAUUGAAAGAUCAGUUGUCUUUUGAAUUCGAGAUGAAGGACCUAGGGAAUUUAAAGUAUUUCUUAGGAAUUGAGGUAGCCAGGAACAAGGACUGUAUCAUGCUGAGUCAAAGAAAAUAUGUUCUGGAUUUGCUAGCAGAGACUGGUAUGCUUGAUUGUAAACCAGUUGAUACACCGAUAGAACAGAACCAUCGGAUUGCAGAGUAUCCUUAUCAAGUUCCGACUGACAAAUCUCGAUAUCAAAGGUUAGUUGGAAGAUUAAUUUACUUGUCGCAUACUAGACCUGAACUUGCUUAUACGGUUAGUGUGGUGAGUCAGUAUAUGCACAAUCCUAGUGAAGAUCACAUGAAUGCUGUGAUGAGAAUCUUGAGAUACUUAAAGUCUACUCCUGGAAAAGGCCUGGUCUUUCGUAAGCAUGGACAGUUGAGGACUAGUGGUUACACUGAUGCGGACUGGGCAGGGAACAUCACUGACAAGCGUUCUACUUCUGGCUAUUUUACGUUUGUUGGUGGAAACUUAAUCACUUGGAGAAGGAAGAAACAUAAUGUGGUGGCCCGUUUUAGUGCAGAAGCUAAUUAA
Molecule: messenger RNA, 615 nt
Organism: Fragaria vesca subsp. vesca
Lineage: Eukaryota; Viridiplantae; Streptophyta; Magnoliopsida; Rosales; Rosaceae
Exons: 1
Coding region: 1-615 (204 amino acids)
Source: RefSeq, a predicted model, not a curated record